Messenger RNA from Gigantopelta aegis, 1947 nucleotides. Its product is annotated as battenin-like. The coding region runs from base 268 to 1503 and encodes 411 amino acids. The record is from RefSeq and is a predicted model, not a curated record. Gene Ontology annotation, cellular component: membrane; lysosome. Gene Ontology annotation, biological process: regulation of intracellular pH; lysosome organization. The transcript is spliced from 17 exons. Lineage: Eukaryota; Metazoa; Mollusca; Gastropoda; Neomphalida; Peltospiridae.
GCAACCGCUACUGAAGGAACAGUCCAGAUCUGUUUUUGAACUGCUAGCCAGUGAUUCAGAAAAAGCCGGUACUAGGAUAGAAAACCGGAAUUUACCGAUAGCAACCGAUAGCAACCAUGGGCGGAACGUAGUCCAGUGGUAAAGCAAACUUCUGAUGCGCGAUCGAUCUAGGAUCAACCAUCGUCGGUGGACCCGUUGGGUUAUUUUUCGUUCCUGCCAGUGUUCCAGGACCACGACUAGUUUAACUAAGGCCAUGCUUCACCUCCAAUGUCAUGGGGAAGAGCAAGAAAUUUAACAGGAUUCUGGAUGCUGGGGUUGUGCAACAACUUCGCCUACGUUGUGAUGCUCAGUGCCGCCUACGACAUCCUCACGGAAGAAGAGAAGGCUGCGAAUGGCACCAACACAACGACAGUGGCGCCAAUUUCCACUAGUGCACCUCUGACCUUGAUGACUUCAGAAAUAUCUCCAAACAAUAAGACUACCGUGUACCUGGAAUGUAACAAGAUCGGAACAGGAGCAAUAUUACUUGCAGAUAUUCUUCCAACAUUGUUAAUUAAGUUGACAGCACCCUGGUACAUGCAAAAAAUUAAAUAUUGGAUCAGGGUGGUGCUAACAGUGUUGUUUGCCCUUGCGAGUUUUCUUAUCGUCGGUUUGUCUGAAGUCAUUUGGGCCAAUAUAUUUGGCGUUGUCUGUGCAAGUAUCAGUGCUGGAGUUGGUGAGAUAACAUUUCUCAGUCUUUCAACUUUCUACCACAGAGAUGUGGUGUCCACGUGGUCUUCUGGGACAGGUGGCGCUGGUAUAUUUGGGGCAUUGGCCUAUGCCGCGAUUACUGCCCUUGUGUCACCUCGAGUAACUCUGUACAUUUUCACUGUAAUACCUGUUAUCAUGGGUCUCAGCUAUUUUCUAUUACUUACAAGCUAUGAAAAGACAGCUGACUUAUUACCUGCUAAAAGUGAUGAGUCAAUGCUUAUUAAAAAAGAGUUGACGCUGUUAGCAAAAUUGGGAUUGGUUAAGCCACUUCUGAAGUACAUGAUUCCUUUAACCACUGUGUACUUCUGCGAAUAUUUCAUCAAUCAGGGCUUGCAUGAACUACUGUACUUCUAUAAAAUCUGGAUCGUCAAAUCUGAACAGUACAGAUGGUAUCAAGUAAUUUACCAACUGGGCGUGUUCAUCUCGAGGUCAUCGGUCAACUGCUUUCAGAUCAAGAAAUUAUGGAUCCUUCCGAUUCUUCAGUUGGCCAAUCUUGUUGUUUUGCUGACGCAGGUGUAUUUUCGGUAUAUUCCUAACAUCUGGAUUAUUUUCGCUAUCAUCCUUUUUGAGGGGUUACUAGGUGGCGCUGCCUACGUCAACACAUUCUACAGAAUGUCGCAAGAAAUUCCUUCUGAACACAGAGAGUUUAGUCUUGGAGUGGCUACUCUUGGCGAUUCUAUAGGCAUAGCAGCGGCAGGAGCCGUGGCCAUACCAUCACACAACAGACUAUGUGACCUUCGCCUUAAGAUGUAGUGUCAAAUGCGGCAUUUUGUAAUCAGUCCAAAUGAAAAAAUGUUCUCUCUCUUUUUUCUGUUUCUGUUUCAACAAAGCAGUACCUUUCUACAUCUGUAAUAUAGCUGGCCUCUUUGUAACACCAAUAAUAACGAGAGAGCGGAACUUUAGCCAUUAUGGAUCACCUGAUACGCGAUCGAUCAGUCCACGUCGGUUGGCCAUUUCUCAUUCGAGCCAGCGUUCUACAGCUGGCUGAGCAAAGACCGUGACAUGUAUUAUCCUGUCUGUGGGAUGGUGCAUAUAAAAUAUCCCUUAAUUGUUGCUAACGAAAAAUAGUAGCCUAUGGCAUGGCGGCAGUGGGCUUCCUUUAUGUUUUUUUCUGUGUGGUUUUUAACCAUAUGUAUAAAUAAAACUUUAAAUAAAAAUAUGUUGUGUGUAUUGUGAAAUAAAACCAUUGUUAUAUUA